AUUCGUUUUCCGAUGACAAAUUCGAAUUGAUUGUUUGAAGUUUGUUCACUGUUCACUGGGAUUCGAAUUUCGGUUUUUUGUUUGUUUGACAAAAUGCAACAAAUUGAAGAUUAUUAUCGUUAUAGUUUAACUAUCGAUAAUUAUAAAACAUUAACCGAAUAUCAACAACAAAAUCUUCUGGUUGCAUUUCAUGGACGACAAAAUACAUUUCGUAUUUCAAGAGGACGAAGACGAAUGUCAAUCAAUAAUAAUAAUGAUGAUGAUGCAUCAAUAUCACAAUGUAUGACCAAAAUUAAACUAAUUAUCGAUAAUGAAAAUAAGACUGAAAAAAUUGCUCAAGAAUGGUCUACAUUUCAUUAUGGUUCGAAUUUUUUUAGUAUUCAUUCGAAUGAUGAUAAUUUAGUUGCCAAUUUUGAACGACCAUGGAUAUGUUCAUUCGUAUGGACGGAUAAUAGCCGUGAAAAUUUACAAAUAACAAUGUCAAUUAAAUGGCAUUUAACAUCCAUACAGAUUUGUCUGCUAAAUAAUCCAUUAAAUGAUUUAUUAUACAAUAAUAAUAAUAAUAAUACAAAAAAUAAUAAUCAUUUAAAAUAUCAUUUAUCAUCAACACAUCCAACACAUACAUAUCAUCGUUUAAUGCAUCUAGUUUUUGAAACUUAUUAUCUUGAUCCAUGUGGAUCAUGGUCAUUGAUUGAUAAUUAUUCGGAAAAUAUACUUAUACUAUAUUUCAAUUCAUCGAUUAUAUAUGAUCUACGUAAAGGAAUAUUUGAUCAUUCAAUUUUAAAAAAUGAAAUUUAUCAAUUCAAAACAUUUGAUAUGAAUAUAAAAAUGUAUAAUAAUUUACAAAGUUCAUUUUCAUUGAUGAUAUCAACAUUUACAUCAAUGGAAUUGGAACAACUGCCUCAUUGUCGAAAUGCAUUAGAUAGUAAUGGUAAUCAUUAUCCGGAUAGUGUUAAUAUGAUUACAGCAUCGUUUAUAACAAGAAUCAAAACUGGUGUUGAAGCAUGUCGUUUUUUAAAUUCAAAUUAUAAAAAUAUUUUGGCCGAUUAUGUUCAUAUACCGAAUGAUGGAAUUGAAAUUGAAUUUGAAAAAGAAUUUUUACAAUAUCAAGAAAUUAUCGAAAUUGUAAUUGAAAUUGAGAUCACAGAUAAACUAUUUGAUCAUAUGAAUAUCAAGCAUGAUAUUUGUAAAUAUUUAGCCAUACACCCGGAAGAAAGGAUAAAAUUUUUACAAAUUUUAUCAAAUAAAACACGAUUUAAUGAUAAUCUUAUUGAUUAUAAUCAAAUGGCAAAUGAUCCGUUUAUAGUUUCAUUGUUAUAUGUUCCUGAACAACAAAAUACUGUUGAUAAUGAUGAUGAUAAACAAUCAGAAAAAAUUUAUGCAACUAUUGGAUUCCCGUGUACAAAAGCCGAUCUAUUUCGUAUAUUUGAUUAUUCAAGAUAUAGACGUUAUAAUUAUGAUUAUACACCACAUUCAUUGAUUAAUAUUGUUAAUGAUAAACGACCAUUAGAAUUAACAAUCAAUGUAAAAUAUAAAUCAUUUCGUUUUGGUACCAUAUUGAAUGAACAUUAUAAAAAGGUACUUAAAUAUGAAUCCGAUUAUUCAUUAUUCGAUGGUAUUAUUGAUGAUCGUACAUUUAUUCAUGAUCCGAAUGUUGUUUAUCCACCACCAACAAAAAAAUUACGUUCAACAAAUAAUUAUCAUCAUCAAAUUACUGAUCUACCAAAAGUAUUUCGUACACCAUUAAUUUUUCAUCAAAAAUUAAAAAAUGAACAUUAUAUUAUGAUUGAUGGUGAACAAAUUCGUUUUGAAAAUAUCAAUCAAUUAAUAGUGAAACGUAAUAAUCAUUUAUUUCGUUUGAAUUUUGGUACCGAUUAUAUUCGUAAAAGAAAACAACCAAAUUCGGAUAUUUUCCUAUUUAUACAUUAUCCUGAUUGGAAAUUGAUUGGAAAUUAUAUUGAACCAACUAAAUGUGAUAAUGUUUUAUUAUCAGAUGAUGAUGAUGAAUUAAAAUCAUCAAAAGAAGAUAAUAAUCAUCAUAAUCAUUCAUUUACUGCCAUUGGUGAUAAUUUUGACAAACAAAAACAACAACACAAUCUAAUCAAUGAUUCAAUGUCGGUUGUUGAUAUUGUUAACAAAUUUAAUUUUACCUGAGAUGAUUAAUGUCCAUCAACACAGACACACAAGGCCAAAAAAUAUGAUCGAAAUGAAAACCAAACAACAACAAUUCUCGUCUUCCUUGAUAUUUUAUGAAACAAAUCAACAGAUUUUUUUUUCUUUCUUCGUGAUUCAUUUUAUUUUUUCAUGCAUCCAAACCAGAAUUCCAAACACAUUGAAUGAU
Molecule: messenger RNA, 2341 nt
Organism: Dermatophagoides pteronyssinus (European house dust mite)
Lineage: Eukaryota; Metazoa; Arthropoda; Arachnida; Sarcoptiformes; Pyroglyphidae
Source: RefSeq, a predicted model, not a curated record